AUGGCAAACACCAGUGCCAACGGUUCACGGCUUGAACUUGUGGCCAUCAUGCACCGGGAGUGCGUGCACAACCACGCGGCAGCCCUCGGAGAAUACAUUCUCGACGGGUGUGCCCUUUUCCAGCCUGGCGGCCCGAACGGGAGCCCAAGCUUCAAAAAGUGUGCCACCUGUGGCUGCCACCUCAACUUCCACAAGAGGGUGGAGGUCAACUUACCCCACCCAAACAGGGUGGAAAUCACAGAUCUGCACCUUCGGGCCCGGGCCCCACAGCAAAACCCGGCCCGCCGGGCCCCAGAGCCCGAAAUCCUCGAUCUGCCCUCUCAUGAACCUCAGAUCCGGGAGGAGGGGCCCGCGGGCCACAGGAGAUUUCUGACAAGCGAGCAGAAAGCGAGGCUGAGGGAGAUUAUAGAAAGCAAGAAUUGGAAGAUGUUCCGGGAUUAUUCACCGGAGGAAAUCGAUGAGGUGUGCGCAGAGGUCGGUAUACCAAGGCAGUGCCUCAAGAAUUGGGUCUCGUUCGCUAGGCGUAAACGACGCCAGGCUGGCGAACGCUAG
Molecule: messenger RNA, 552 nt
Organism: Striga asiatica
Lineage: Eukaryota; Viridiplantae; Streptophyta; Magnoliopsida; Lamiales; Orobanchaceae
Source: the annotation of a GenBank genome assembly